AUGGCAGAGCCAAGUUUCUAUAUCGGAGUCAUAGGAAAUGUAAUCUCCGUACUUGUCUUUCUUUCACCAGUGGAGACAUUUUGGAAAAUAGUGAAGCGAAAAUCGACGGAGGAGUACAAAAGCUUGCCGUAUAUUUGCACGUUGUUAGGAUCGUCGCUAUGGACAUAUUACGGCAUCGUCACUCCCGGAGAAUAUCUUGUCUCCACCGUCAAUGGCUUUGGUGCUCUUGUUGAAAUCAUCUAUGUCUCACUUUUUCUCUUUUAUGCUCCUCGACAUCUUAAGUUGAAUACAAUCCUAGUGGUGGCGAUUUUAAACGUGUUUUUCCCGAUCGUAGCGAUUGCGGCUACAAGAAGUGCGUUCAAAGAUGAGAAAACGCGUUCUCAGUCGAUGGGUUUCAUAUGUGCUGGUCUCAACAUUAUCAUGUAUGGUUCUCCUCUUUCUGCUAUGAAAACAGUAGUGACGACAAAGAGUGUGAAAUACAUGCCGUUCUGGUUGUCGUUUUUCCUCUUCUUAAACGGCGCGAUUUGGGGCGUUUAUGCUUCACUCCAACACGACGUUUUUCUACUCGUGCCAAAUGGAGUAGGGUUUGUGUUUGGGACAAUGCAACUCAUACUAUAUGGAAUUUAUAGAAAUGCCAAACCGGUCGGUUUAAGCAACGGAUCAUCAAGUGAGAUUGCUGCAGAUGAAGAGGAAGGACUCACAUCACGAGCUCCUCUCCUCUCUUAA
Microthlaspi erraticum is the source of this 726-nucleotide messenger RNA. The record is from the annotation of a GenBank genome assembly. Lineage: Eukaryota; Viridiplantae; Streptophyta; Magnoliopsida; Brassicales; Brassicaceae.